Molecule: messenger RNA, 2707 nt
Organism: Pieris brassicae (large cabbage white)
Lineage: Eukaryota; Metazoa; Arthropoda; Insecta; Lepidoptera; Pieridae
Product: juvenile hormone esterase-like
Exons: 4
Coding region: 546-2144 (532 amino acids)
Source: RefSeq, a predicted model, not a curated record
UUCUUCUCUUCCGUUCUACGCCCUUGAUUUGAGAACUUGAAAUUGACAUUCAUAAGUGUACAUUGUGUUACCUAUAUGAAUAAGUGAUUUUUGACUAUGACUUUGACGAGUCGCGAAGGAUAUAAAACAGUAGAACAAGUGUUAGAGGAGGCCUUUGCCAAGCGUCACACCAAACUCGGAGAUAUACUGUCGUAAAAAUAUAUUAAAUAUAACAGAUCACCGAGUUUCGGAACAUAUAGGCUAAUAAAGUUAAUUAUGUGCUUCCUACUUUUUUCGUGUAUUACCCGCUACACGGAUUAUGAUAUUAUGCACAGGAAAAUAAUAGGCAUAAAAUAAUAAAUUUUAAAAUACACUAUACAAUUAAACUAUUUGGAAAACAUUGUUUACGAAUAACACGCUGUGACGCAAAACAAGUCAAAGUCGACUCUCAAACAGGUAUUCACAACAUUAAAAUCAUACCUAUCGCUUACACGUGUUAUUAAUUUUAUCAGUAAGCGGAUGGAUAUAUCGCUUAACAUAAUAUAAUAUUUGAAGAGACGUGAAAAAUGGUCGAAGUUACAAUAGAGCAGGGAAAAUUGGAGGGAGUCAAAGUGAAAACUGUCACAGGCGACUGCGAAUAUUACAGUUUUAAGGGGAUUCCAUAUGGAGAGCCUCCAAUUGGAAAAUUAAGGUUUUUGGAAGCCCAACCUAUAAAAUCAUGGACUGGAACCAGAAAAGCCACAGAACACGGACCGAUUUGUCCACAAUUUGACAUUUUUGCAAAUGAGAAAAAAGCUGGGAAUGAAGAUUGUCUUUAUCUCAACGUUUACUCGCCAGAUAUUUCACCAAAGACUCCUCUUCCCGUGAUGGUAUUUAUACAUGGAGGGGGAUUAAAAUGUGGUUCAGGAAACGACGACCACUAUGGAGCCGACUUUCUAGUUAGUCACGGUGUUAUCUUAGUAACCAUAAACUAUAGAUUGGAUGUCUUUGGUUUUCUAUGCCUGGAUACAAAAAAGGUUCCUGGAAAUGCUGGAUUUAAAGAUCAAGUCUUAGCAUUAAAAUGGGUUAAACAGAAUAUUGGGACAUUUGGAGGGGAUCCCAAUAACAUCACACUUUUCGGUGAAAGUGCUGGUGGACUUUCCACUUCUUUACAUGUUCUGUCUCCGCUAUCUAAAGGUCUCUUUCAAAGAGCUAUCGUAAUGAGUGGUUCUCCAUUUUGUGAGUGGGGCCUAUCAUUUGAACCAAGAAGAAGAGCAUUUGUGCUUGGCAAACAAUUGGGAUUUGAGACCGAAGAUCCAGAUAAACUAUUAGAGUUUCUUCAAAGUGUUCCAGUUGAAGGUUUGGAAAACACAACCCCAUUCAUCCUAAUAUCUGAACAACAAAGCGACUAUACUAAAUUCUAUCACUUUACUGCAGUUGUGGAAAAGCAAUUAGGUCAAGCGGCAUUUAUAUCUAAAGACCCAGAAGAAAUUCUUAAAAGUGGGAAGUUCAAUGAUAUAGACGUUAUAAUAGGAUACACUAGCAACGAGAUGAUAAUUACCUUAAUAGACCCAAAUAUUAUACCCAAAUAUAAAUUGUAUGAUGAACUGUACUUACCUCGAAAAAUUUUGUACAAUUCUACGCCGUCGAAAAUCUUGCAGAUCGCCGAUAAAAUUAAAAAGCACUACGGUAUACCGAACGCUGAAGGAAACAUGCUAGUUCAGAGGACUGUUAAAUUUUUGUCGGAAUCGAUUAUGACAUAUCAUAUUCAGAAAUUAUUGACACUGUUGGCUAAUUCAAGGAGAAUUAAAACAUAUUUUUAUCAAUUUUCGUCGCAAUCCGAGAGAAAUGUCAUUGGAAAUCUGGGCAAGAAAUUUGGAAUUGCAGGCACAUCUCAUAUUGACGAUCUGAUGUAUUUAUUUAACACAAAUAUAUACAAAAAUCCUUUAAUCAAAGGAACUAAAAGCUACAAUAUGACUCAUCAGUUCUGUACCUUAUUUACGAACUUCGCUAAAUAUGGAAAUCCCACACCUGACGGCUCGAUGGGUGUUACAUGGCCCGAAUACGACACGAAAAAUAAGGGUUACUUGGAUAUCGAUGAGGAACUGUCAUGUGGUACAGCUCUUCACGAAGAUGUUAUUCAAUUUUGGCAAGAAAUAUAUACCUUAGCUGGGGUUCCUUAUUAAUGGAUUAUUACGGUUUCAACUUUAUUCGCGUGACAUUAGAUUGGCUCUCUUAGAUAGAUAGAAAAUAUGAAAAUGUAGGAUAAGGAUGCUUAGGAACGCUUUAAUCACAAUAUACAUAAAAACGUUAUUUUUAUAUAUAAUAGGGGUGCAUCAGUCAUCGCAGCACAUAGACACCCAUUUUUAGUUGGUGCGUUGCUGGCCUUUAAAAAUGUUGACUUGUUUCCAGUUACAAAGUGCGUCACAACAAACACAAAUUAAAACUAAUGUUUAAUACUGAUAUUAGAUCAUCAUGAUUGUACUAUUGAUUGUAUUUUGGACAGUACUAAAACUUCAAGUACUCUGUAAAUUAAAAGCAUUUAUUCAAUUACCAAAAUGUACAACAUUUAAUUUAUGCUUACAGUAUAUAUAAACGCCAAAUUUUAACAAAAUAAUAUCAAAGUUAGAUUUAAAGCGAUAUUAAAGGCUGUAGAUGUCACACCAAAGGAUUGAAUCGACUUAGAAUGAACAUACUAAGAUGUAAUCGGUAAUGGGCACCUGAAUUUAAAAUAAAACAUUGUCGGGUA